Molecule: messenger RNA, 444 nt
Organism: Sebastes umbrosus (honeycomb rockfish)
Lineage: Eukaryota; Metazoa; Chordata; Actinopteri; Perciformes; Sebastidae
Product: caprin-1-like
Exons: 1
Coding region: 28-444 (138 amino acids)
Cellular component (GO): cytoplasm
Molecular function (GO): RNA binding
Source: RefSeq, a predicted model, not a curated record
AUCUCUUUGAAGACAAACAGUAUAAAGAUGCCUUCAGUGAUGGUUGGCAACAAUGCUGUCCAGUCUGUCAUUCUAGACCUGGGAAAUGGAAGUAAUUCUGAGGCCAUGAAACAGGUUCUUGCUGUGAUUGACAAGAAGGUUCGCAAUAUGGAAAAGAAAAAGUCCAAACUGGAUGACUGUCAGGCGAGGAAGUGUAAGGGAGAACAACUGAAUCAGGAUCAGCUGGAUGCCUUGACAAAGUACCAAGAGAUUGCCAACAACCUUGACUUUGCUCGAGAAUUGCAGAAGAGCUUCCUGGCAUUGGGUCAAGAGAUUCAAAAGGCAGUGAAGAAGACUGCUAGACGGGAGCAGCUGCACUAUGAGGAGAUGGAACAACGGCGGCUGUACUUCUUCUUUUGCUACAUGCACCCACACCCAUGCAUCCAUGCACUCCUAUACCACUGA